This is a messenger RNA of Biomphalaria glabrata, 6021 nucleotides long. RefSeq lists its product as uncharacterized. Gene Ontology annotation, molecular function: calcium channel activity; protein binding. The transcript is spliced from 3 exons. Lineage: Eukaryota; Metazoa; Mollusca; Gastropoda; Planorbidae. Gene Ontology annotation, cellular component: membrane. The coding region runs from base 1014 to 3554 and encodes 846 amino acids. The record is from RefSeq and is a predicted model, not a curated record. Gene Ontology annotation, biological process: calcium ion import across plasma membrane.
AUAAUGCAUACUUAUUAGCUUUUUCUCUUUAAAAAAGUGCUUGCAUAACUGAUUUUAAAAAUUAGAUUUUUCGCUUUCAGAAAAAAAAAAAUUAGCCGUUGCAUCAGAACUUUGAAUGGUCUAAAAUACUGUGAUGUCGGAUUUUCAAUAUCUUUUCUAGUUUACGAGAUCUAAACGGGACGGACGGACAGACGGACAGACGGUCAGACGGACAGACGAACAGACAUUUCGCACAAAACUAAUAGCGUCUUUUCCCCUUUCGGGGGCCGCUAAAAAGUACUGCAUCAUUGAACCAUUCAAAACAAGUGUUGCUGCUGAAGUAGACUAUGCCAAAGAAGACGUCGAAGUGAAAGCUAUACAUGAUGCAAUAAAAUCUAACGAUGACAACACAAUAGAUUUAAGUCAAACGAAGGAAGACGCCAGCCAAGACGAAGGUUCUGAUCAGAAUGAAGACUCCAAAGAUCAAGUUGAAACUUAUCACUAUUAUUCAUAGCUAAUGACAACACCUGAAUCAAUGUAAAAAAAAUAAUUUGUCAUAGUGGAAAUUGUAGAAUGCUAACAGGAGAUAAUACCAAUAUUAAUAAGGUAUACAGCAGUAAUUGAACAGUGCUCUCAACCGCCAUAUUCUUCUAUUAGACCGGAAGAAACUAUUGAGCCUAAGUCAUAUUUUUACUACGUGGAUAUGGCUAUAAGUAAACUUCAAUUAAAAUAAUCUGUCGAAUUGUUGGCCCGAAAUGUGUAUAGUAAAGUUCCCCUUUCAGACCUUGCGAUCUAUAGGGCAGAUGAUGUAAGUGUCAUCUGUUUCUGUGGCCAACGGUUAACAAAGGUGUCAUGUGGCCAGCACAACGACCAACCGCCUUUACAUUUCCCCAACUAAUUUCAGAUACCCAUUAGAGCUGGGUGGAAUGAUAAAGAUUUCGAAAUUCAAAAUUCCUGUCUUCACCGAGAUUCGAAUCCAGGAUCGCCACUUCUGAAGCCACCGCGUCUUCCUUGAAUUGUGUAGUUCUCCAAAAAUGAUUUCCAGGCUCAAAUACUGUAAUAAAAGUAUUGCCACCCAUGAGCCUAAACAGUCGUUAGAUUUAGAAGUGACUGCUAUUUACGAAGCUAUAAGUAAAAGUGAAGAAAUCAAGAACUCACUAUAUGUGGGAGAAAAACUCGAAGAUUCAACUCACCAAGACAGCAUUAAAGACUCAAUUAAAAUUGAUAGUAAUCGAUCUGAACUUAAAGGUUUCGACCACCUCGAAAGCUUUAUAAACAAGUACGAGAAUGACCCAGUUCAAAUCUCAGACCGUUUACGAAAGUUUCGCAGCAGAACAGAUGACAGUGACGACACAUUGCUGCAUACGGCAGCUCUCCUGAGCGGAGACGUUCGGCUCAUAAAGCUUCUAAUGGAGAACUGCCCAGAAUUAAUCUCCAUCCCAAGAACAGGAAGUUAUCAAGGACAAACUGCUUUGCAUAUAACAAUAGCUAAAGGAAAAGAAAAGGCGACCGAAGCUAUACUCAACAAUCUUAAAGAAGAAAAAAAAGCCAACAUAUUGUCAAUGAAAGGCACGGGGUCAAAGUUCAAGAAUAACAUAAUGAUGGGAGAGACUGUGUUCUCUGUAGCUGUAUUAACUCUAAAACCUGAGAUGGUAGAUCUUCUGCUGAGGCACGGCGCUCCUAUUGAAGAAGUCAACAGCAAGGGAGAUAAUGUUAUUCAUACAUUAAUUAAAUAUGCGGCUCUUAAACCUGACAGUAUACCCAAAAUUAUCAAAAUGUUAAAGCACUUGAGAGAAAAAACAUUUAAAGAUCCGGACAAAAAAGACAUGUUAAUUGCAAAAUUAUGGUUUGGAGAAAAUGAAAAUUUAGAGACGCCAUUAAAGUUGUCCGUUUCCAGAGGGUUAGUAGAUGUCUUCAACGCACUGAUGAAGAUGAAAUCUAUAUUCUACUUUCCUUGUGAAAACGACGGAAGUUUCGACUUACGCUUCUAUGACAUAACAGAGAUCGACCACAUCAAUCAGCUGGAAUACACAAAAAACAAGUUAGAGAAGACACCCAUCUCCAGCUCCUGCUGCCCCAGCUGCUCCUUCUCCUGCUACUCCUGCUGCCCCCGUUGCACCAGCUGCUGCACCUGCUGCAGAUGCUACUGUUGCUCCAGCUGCUUCUUUGUUAAGAAACGAAUUUCUAUUACUGAAAAGCUUUGCGAUCUUAAGUGGGAAACAGCAUUGCCUUUUAUUGAUGACUAUAAAGUUCCCAUAAUCAAAGCCGUCAUGUCCAAAAGAUACAAUAACAAAAGCCUAAAGUUUGUUUACAUUCUGUACGCUUUUACCCACUUAAUUAUGUUGCUACUUUUUACAAUCUCCAUUUUCUACAGAAAGUAUGUUGCCAAUACAAAAUGCAGCGACAGCUGCAGAAAUGAAUAUAAUGUAAGCCAAGUGGUGCCCUGGAUUCUUAUGGUUUACGGCUUUGCAAUGAUAGCUUUAGAGUUUGUGAGAUGUCUGGGUUUAAAAAAAAUUGACUUGGUUUUUAAACCUUACAAAAAAAGUCAAAUAAAAGGGGAAUUCUUAAAAGAAAUAGGCAGACGCCUGAUAAUGAGAUAUCACCAGAAUGACUUGUACAGAAUUGGACAAUUAGUAUUCGCUGUCUGUUUAGUGGUCGAUUGUUUUAUGUUUAAUGUCCAAAAGGAGGACAAAAAUGAUCUGACCGUGACCGCUCUCUUUUCUGGCGUCUGGUUCACAUUCUUUUUCUUUAAAGGAUUGGACAAGUUCUCUAUCUACACGGUCAUGUUUCAGAAAGUCAUUAUGGGAGAUAUGUUUCGUUUUGGUAUCUGGAUAGUGAUUGAGUUCACGGCGUUUUGUUUCGCUAUGUAUAUCGUUCUGAGUGAUAACAUCAAUGAAGUAGAAGAGUUCAGUACAUUUACGAAUACAACAUUAACCAUGUUUUCUUACAUGCUUGGCCUCAAGGAUUUGUCUUUCCUAGACCAAGUGGAUGGCACAACUCAGCAUCUGGUGGCCAUUAUCUAUGUCUUAUGUAUAAUCGUCACAUAUAUACUGCUGAUCAACUCACUGAUCGCUAUGAUGUCUAAAAAUGCAGAGGAUACUUUUAAACAUCGAAAGUCCAUGAUUCUCUUACAGAAGUUCUCCGUCGUCCUGUUCUUGGACGCCAUUUUUUUAAUAUUCUGUUUACAUAAACCGAUCAAUGAAAGAUUGUCUUCCGGUACAAUCUCCAAUUCAAGAAAAGACAAUCCAAAAAAAGACAGAUUCUACCUGGCCAUAAAAACAGAAAAUACAGGUAAAUUUAAACGACAAAAUAAAGACGGAAGCAGUUUGAGAAAUGUAACUUUAAGAGAUUUAAGAAACGAUUUGCUUCAAACCAAACAAACAAUUUCAAAGGAAAGAAAAAAAAUGUUUGACAUUUUAAAAGAUUUACCCAUUAAAGCACAAACGCCACAUACACCCUCAUUUGAAGGUGGUGAAGAUUCACAAAGUAAAACGGAAUAUGUGAUUGACAUAAGAUCAGAGCCCCGGAUUCCUGAUGAAAGUGACCCAGUGCUUGAUAUAGACAAUCAAUUUUAAAGAAACAAAGUGUUUUAACGAGGACGGAUCAACAAACGCAGUGCAGACUGAGUGACGUCCCGUGGACAAUAAAAAUUUAAAUUUAUAAGUAAUGUAUUUUUCUAUGUUCAAAAAUAUUAGCUUUUAGAUUUAGUCAUUAAUAUUAUUCAGUGCAUUUUUUAUAUAACAACAAGCAAAAUACACACAAAAAAUACUUUAAAAAACAACAAAUUUUGUAUUUAGUGUAGUUGUAUCAAUGAAUCUAAAUCUGUCAUGUAAUUAAAUUUGUAAUAGAUCAAGGUUAUCAAUAAUAAAUCUGUGCGAAUAGAAAUAAUUUUGCCAAUUUGCUAUCUCUUGCUUUUAGCUUUCUCACUAAGCUAUGAUCCUAUCACUUUCUCACUAAGCUAUGAUCCUAUCACUUUCUCACUAAGCUAUGAUCCUAUCACUUUCUCACUAAUCUAUGAUCCUAUCACUUUCUCACUAAGCUAUGAUCCUAUCACUUUCUCACUAAUCUAUGACCUAUCACUUUCUCACUAAGCUAUGACCUAUCACUUUCUCACUAAGCUAUGAUCCUAUCACUUUCUCACUAAGCUAUGAUCCUAUCACUUUCUCGCUAAGCUAUGACCUAUCACUUUCUCACUAAGCUAUGAUCCUAUCACUUUCUCGCUAAGCUAUGAUCCUAUCACUUUCUCGCUAAGCUAUGACCUAUCACUUUCUCACUAAUCUAUGACCUGUCACUUUCUCACUAAGCUAUGACCUAUCACUUUCUCACUAAGCUAUGACCUAUCACUUUCUCGCUAAGCUAUGAUCCUAUCACUUUCUCACUAAUUUAUGACCUAUCACUUUCUCACUAAGCUAUGACCUAUCACUUUCUCACUAAUCUAUGACCUAUCACUUUCUCACUAAGCUAUGACCUAUCACUUUCUCACUAAGCUAUGACCUAUCACUUUCUCGCUAAUCUAUGAUCCUAUCACUUUCUCGCUAAGCUAUGAUCCUAUCACUUUCUCACUAAGCUAUGAUCCUAUCACUUUCUCACUAAUCUAUGACCUAUCACUUUCUCACUAAUCUAUGACCUAUCACUUUCUCACUAAGCUAUCACCAAUCACUUUCUCACUAAUCUAUGACCUAUCACUUUCUCACUAAGCUAUGACCUAUCACUUUCUCACUAAUCUAUGACCUAUCUCUUUCUUACUAAGCUAUGACCUAUCACUUUCUCACUAAGCUAUGAUCCUAUCACUUUUUCGCUAAGCUAUGACCUAUCACUUUCUCACUAAGCUAUGACCUAUCACUUUCUCGCUAAGCUAUGAUCCUAUCAUUUUCUCGCUAAGCUAUGAUCCUAUCACUUUCUCACUAAGCUAUGAUCCUAUCACUUUCUCGCUAAGCUAUGAUCCUAUCACUUUCUCACUAAGCUAUGAUCCUAUCACUUGCUGGGACAAUUUGGAAAGUGUAUAGGGGAGAAGGAAGGGGGUAUCUGGGUGAUCGCUUUUUAAAUGUAUUUUUUUUUUAAGUGAACGAUCUGUAUUCAAACUCUGAGGCUAAAGGCUUCUCAGCCUCCACAAGUCAAAACGGUAACCGCUGUGCCAGGGAUGAAACUAGGUUAAUAGCUAGUUAUAGUUAUUUACAACUUUUCUUCCUACAAACAAUAAAAUAAGAGGCUAAUUCAACUUAUACUUCCUUAUCAGUCAAGUAAAUUUUUUUCCCUUGUUCGAGAUACAAAACAAAUAAUUAAUUACCAAUAGUUAAUACAAUUUUAUUUUAUUAAUCAUUGUGUUGGCAUGUAAAAGAAAUAAGUAUGCCAAAUUUCAGUUUGAUCCAAGAUUGGGUGUGGGGAACAUAGCGUGCAUACAUUUUACCAGACAGACAGAAAGAGUGAGUUGAUAUGAGCUUUGUUAAAACAACAACAUUCGAAAGAGAGUCGAAGUCUUUAGCAAUGGUAUCGAGCAACUUAUUUUUAUUUGAAAAUAACGAUACUGUAUCUAUUUUGAUCAAGAACAACCAGAGGCCGAGACAGUCAACUGAACGAGUAGCGAUACUGUCACUUGCCUUCAUGGAUGCGUGUAUUUCCAUAUCGCAGGAGUCAGUGUUUUAAUUAAAUAUUUUAUAUUGUUAUUCUGUGAUGUUAAAUGGAUAUUACAAAAUAUGCAUAUUAGAGUAGGAAUAAGAUUUAAUGUACAUUUAGGCUUAAUCUAGUUCUUUCUUUAAAAAAAAACGUCAUACUUUAGAGUUAUUAAUAUUUUAAGUGCAUUAGCCUAAAUUAAAGCUUGUAGAGGUUAAGGGGUCUCAACUUACUAAAGCCACAAUAUAGGAUGUAUGGAUUUACUUGGCCCGUGUAUUAAAUAUAUUAUUUUAAUUAUUCAUUGAUAGACUUAUAUUUAUAACUUGAGAUUAAUUAAUUCAUUUAUAUAUUUAUAACCUGCCUUAUUUAUGUAUUGAUAUAUGGAUAACCGGCUAUUAUUUUUUUUUUUUAUGACUCUGUUAGUCAAUAUUU